AUGGCAUUAAAUGCUAGUGUACUAAAAGAUGUGGAAGCCGAAGAAUUUUAUCACGGAUUUUUGCCUCGUGAAGACAUUUCAGCUAUUCUCAAACGAGUUGGUGAUUAUAUAUUACGUUUGACACAACCAAAACCAGGUGACCCGAGGGAGUUGGUCAUAUCAGUGCGUGCAUCAAUGGAACCGUCUUCUGAUUCGGUGCGUUCCACUUAUGAUUUUUUUAUUGUGAAGAGUGUUUGUGAAGAGAAUGAGUUUUUUCUCUUCACAAACACUACCUCAAUACUUUGA
Messenger RNA from Anisakis simplex (herring worm), 285 nucleotides. Lineage: Eukaryota; Metazoa; Nematoda; Chromadorea; Rhabditida; Anisakidae. The record is from the annotation of a GenBank genome assembly.